AUGAAAAUCAUCUCUAAAGAAACGAGAGAAAAUGAGACAGUAAGAUACAGCAGGCAGCCGUUAAAACAAAGAUCGAACCCCGAAAUAUAUGAAUCACUACAAGACUUGAUUGAUGAACCACCCCCACCGCCCUCUAUCGAGACAUUGCCGAGAAACAAGACGGUUCCGUUCAAGAAACAGUUGUCAUUACCAGAUGGCGCUUGCAAUGACAGAAAAAUUACAUGUCCUACUGAAAGGCCAAGAUAUCCCUUACCACACGAAACUGAGAGGACAGAAGUUCCACCGUUACUACCAAAACGAAGUAACUUCGCCACAAUGCCAACAAGGACGCCAAAAUUACGACGAAUGCAACCUCCAAUGAGUAUGUAA
This is a messenger RNA of Danaus chrysippus (African queen), 369 nucleotides long. The record is from the annotation of a GenBank genome assembly. NCBI's taxonomy places the organism in Eukaryota, Metazoa, Arthropoda, Insecta, Lepidoptera, Nymphalidae.